GCCACGGUGGGGCUUCCUCCACAGCGGCGUGUGGGGCUGCGAUCCCUGGGUGCAGCCUAGGGCACCAAGCGUGAGAAGGACCUGCUAUUCCCUCAACAGCUGCUGGAGAUGCCGGAGGGCCCAUUGGUGAGGAAGUUCCAGCUGCUGACCUCCCCUUUUGUGGGACAAGUGGUGGCCAAGGUGGGGGGAAGCAGCUGAAAGAUCAAUGUGAAUGACCUGAAUGCCCUGAGGCUCCAGGACUCCCAGUUACGGCUGGUUCUGCACUUUGAGAGCGGAGGCUUCCUUGUUUUCUACAACUGCCGAAUGCAGUGGUGCUCCUCUCCGAGGGCUGAUCCUACUUCUGAUAUACUGUCUGUGGAGUUCCACCGUGGCCAGGCGCUGGAUGCCCUCCGCACACCCAAUCCCAUCUGCUACACCCUCUUAGACCAAAGAUAUUUUUCAGGGCUGGGGAACAUCAUUAAGAAUGAGAUCUUGUACCUGGCCAAGAUCCAUCCGUUAACACACGGCUCUCUCUUGGCUCUCUCGGAUCUGGAACGUCUGCUCGAUUGUGCCAUUCAAUUCAGCUCUGACUGGCUGCACAGCAAGCUGCACGGCAAAGGGCUGCACCCUCAGAUCUACCAGAAGGAGCAGUGUCCCCUCGGGCAUGCAGUGAUGAAGGAAACUCUUGGACCUUCAGGUGGCUUUAAGAGACUUACGUGGUGGUGUCCUCAGUGCCAGCCUGCAGUGCUGUCAGGGGAUGGGGAUCCUUCCCCAGUCACCAAGUGACCUGGCUUUCUGUGUUCCUUCUGUCCUGGAGGGUGUCUAGGUCAUCUCUGAACCAUGCUCUUAGUUGUCCUGAGAAGGUCUUCAUGGUUUCUUUGAAGCUGUUGAGUUUGCUCCUUAGGGACAGUGAGCUGGCAGGGUUAAGUGCUCGGUGGAGGUUCCAGGAAUCGCUGCAGUACUGUAUGCCUCUGGAUGCAAAAAGGAAAGUGGUUGUACAUGUCUAUCGCUUUUUGUCACGGUGACACAACAGCGUAAAUAGUCUGACUAGUUCCGAGGUCUCUUGGUCACCCUGUUCAGACUACAGUGAAUGGAAAGCGUAGGGUGUUGAGCGGGUGAUUACUGUGGUCUGAAGUGACCCUAUCCCUUGAUCCUGGUGCGGGAGCAAUGCCUUACGGUGGAGUUAGCAGAAAGAGGUUUAUCCCUUUCUGCCUAAACAGCUUGAUUAAUUCAGUAUUAGAUAAUCCGGCCUCUGCUUGUAGCUGAAUACCUGUGUGCUGGGCUGCGAUUAGGUGUAGUUAAAAGUGAGUGGCUGUUCCCUCUGUCAGCUCUUACAGGAACAGCUGCCUCCUUCCGUGGGGAGAAAAUAAACCUCGGCAGUGCUUGGGGGAGCUCAUCUCUGCUCUCACAGGUUUCGGUUUUGUGGCAAGCUGCCAAUUCCAGAUCUCCCUGUAAAAAUAAAGAAAUGCUAUGCUUGUGACAGGGAUUGCAUAAAACUCAUGAUCUCCAAGGUAACUUGAAAGCAGAAAGGUUUGGAAAUAGAGAUGAUGUGGUCCCUCCUUUGUUGAGCUGUGUGUCUCUAUGCAGUAGGCAGAAGCUGUUGCUGUCCUCUCUCCCUGGAUCUGGGUUUACUCGAACAAUAGAUUGUUGACUUGAGUGAAAAAUAAAAGCUGGAGUUAGAACUGGUGAUGUUCAGCUUAACCUCAGUGUGUCUUUUCUGGUAGUUUCUUGGUUAAAAACUGAGGUGUCCAGGGAAACUCCAGUGUUUGGUGCUGCCCUUUAGUAUGAUGUACCAACAGCUUUUCUCAGCUGUGUAAGAGUGGCUCAGCAGGAAAACUCUUUCAUGGGAACCGGAUCUAAAGGCGGAUUGCAAAUCAACAGGGAAUGCUGGAGUUAAAUGCUUCCCAAACAAGACUUGCACAGCCUCUCCCCUGUGAACUGCAACGCGCUUGAGUGGUUGCAGGUUAUGGGACUGCUGAAUAAUCCAGUUAAUGGGGUUAUGGUGCCAAAGAAGAUAGUUAAUGUCACUUCUGAGCGUGUCCUGCAGGGUGUUAGCGAAGGCCUGGACACGAGGCAUGGUAUUUUCAGUGCCCUGCUAAACCAAAGAAAACAACCGCCCCAAAAAAAAAGAACCCCCCCAAAAGCUGAACCUCACACCUGGAAGGAUGAGGCAGCAGCUGGGUAUCUGUGGGGGACAGAUGGCAGAGCUAGCGGAGGUCGCCGGGUGAGGUCUCAUGUGCUGACUCACAGCAGGCUGGGACCAUCCUGCUGAGCGAAGGGUGACUCCAGAGGAGAAGUGCCACCAGGGAGAAGGACA
Molecule: messenger RNA, 2296 nt
Organism: Gymnogyps californianus (California condor)
Lineage: Eukaryota; Metazoa; Chordata; Aves; Accipitriformes; Cathartidae
Gene: NEIL2
Product: nei like DNA glycosylase 2
Exons: 5
Biological process (GO): base-excision repair
Cellular component (GO): nucleus
Molecular function (GO): damaged DNA binding; DNA-(apurinic or apyrimidinic site) endonuclease activity; DNA N-glycosylase activity
Source: RefSeq, a predicted model, not a curated record